ACCCGCGCUUCCCGCCAGCACCGUGCAGAACGCAUGGAGUCUACGGUGGAGCCGGCGUCCGGGCCCGGAAGCUCGGAGACUUCCGAGCGCCGCGGGCUGCGCAGCUUGCAGCUGUCCAACGUCCGAGAGGAGCUGCGGGCGCUGCUGGUCCUGGCGGGGCCCGCGUUCUUGGCCCAGCUGAUGAUGUUCCUGAUCAGUUUCAUAAGCUCAGUGUUCUGCGGGCAUCUGGGCAAGCUAGAGCUGGAUGCAGUCACUCUGGCAAUUGCAAUCAUCAAUGUUACUGGCAUUUCAGUGGGACAUGGCUUAUCUUCUGCUUGUGACACUCUCAUCUCUCAGACAUAUGGCAGCCAGAACUUGAAGCACGUGGGGGUCAUCCUGCAGAAGGGCAUGCUCAUCCUUCUCCUCUGCUGCUUUCCCUGCUGGGCGCUCUUCGUCAACACCCAGCACAUCCUGCUGCUCUUCAGGCAGGACCCGUCUGUGUCCAAGCUCACGCAGACCUAUGUCAUGAUCUUCAUUCCAGCACUUCCUGCAUCCUUCCUUUAUACAUUACAAGUUAAAUACUUGCUCAACCAGCUCUUUCUGCAGGCCCCUGCUUUCCCCAGUAGUGAUGCAAAAAUUCAAAUUGUCAUGGGGCCUCAAGUCAGUCAGGAUUCUUCAUGUGGGGCUAACAGCAAUGGUCAGAGGCCUUGCGAUGGUGAUUCCGAGUUGGGAAUCGUUCUGCCCCAGAUCGUGACUGGAUUUGCAGCCAACCUUGUCAAUGCCCUGGCCAACUAUCUGUUCCUUUAUCAGCUGAAUCUGGGGGUGAUGGGUUCUGCACUGGCCAAUACAAUCGCCCAGUUUACUCUGGCUCUCCUCCUCUUUCUCUACAUCCUCUGGAGAAAACUACAUCAAGCUACUUGGGGAGGGUGGUCCAUUGAGUGCCUGCAGGACUGGGCCUCCUUUCUGCACCUGGCCAUCCCCAGCAUGUUGAUGCUCUGUAUUGAGUGGUGGGCCUAUGAGAUCGGCAGCUUCCUGAGUGGGAUUCUGGGCAUGGUAGAGCUGGGAGCCCAGUCCAUUGUGUAUGAACUGGCUGUCAUCGUGUACAUGAUCCCUAUUGGCAUCAGCGUAGCUGCCAGUGUCCGGGUAGGAAAUGCACUGGGUGCCGGAAACAUAGAGCAAGCAAAGAAGUCCUCAGUGGUUGCUCUGCUGGUCACAGUGCUUUUUGCUGUAGCCUUUUGUGUCCUGAUGUUAAGCUGUAAGGACUUUGUGGGCUACAUUUUCACUACUGACCGAGACAUCGUGGCUCUGGUGGCUCAGGUGGUCCCCAUAUAUGCAGUGUCCCACCUCUUUGAAAGUCUUGCUUGUACGAGCGGUGGCAUUCUGAGGGGCACUGGAAACCAGAAGGUUGGAGCCAUCGUUAAUGCCAUAGGGUAUUACGUGAUUGGCCUCCCUAUCGGGAUUGCGCUGAUGUUUGCCACCAAUCUUGGAGUGCUCGGUCUGUGGUUGGGGAUCAUCAUCUGCACUGUUUUGCAGGCUAUGUGUUUUCUAGCCUUCAUUUCUCACCUCAAUUGGAAACAGGCUUGCCAACAGGCUCAGGUACAUGCCAAUUUGAAGGUAAAUGUGGCUCUGAAUGGGAAUUCUGCUGUCUCUCAUGAUCCAGUUCAUUCAGAGGGUACUGAAAGCCAUGAAGAAAUUGUAAUGAGAGAUAUUGAAAAAAGGGACAAGGCUCAAUUGAACCAACGGAUGCACCAACAGCAACCUUUGCCUGAGCAUCCAGCAGACAGCAAUACAUUGUCUGGAAAACAGUUGGUGUUCCGUCGAGGGCUUGUGCUCUUGGGGGUUGUUUUAGUCUUGGUGGCAGGGAUUUUAGUAAGAGUAUAUGUAAGAAUCCAGUGAUAUGGCAGGAGAAAGAGAAUCAGGUCACAUGACACAGGUGCUUCCAGACUUAGGAUGUAAUUACUUUUGGACAAGCCCAUUGUAACUUGAAAGUAAGUCAGGCUUAGGGGUGCAGCUCAAUGGUAGAGCUUAGCAUGCACUAGGUUUAAUUCCUAGCAUGAACACACACACACACACACACACAAACACAAACACACACACACGCACACAAGAAAUAGAAAAGAAGAAAGAAAAGAAGGAAGAAAGGAGGAAAAAGGAAAGAGAAACCUUAAGUCCAUAAUGCUUUUAACAUAUACAUCUAUCUACAAAACAUCAAAGUUUGUAACAACACACUGUAGAACAUUGCUUACCUUCAUGACUUGCAGGGCUGACAGAAAGCUGCCACUUACUGUGGCUGUCUUCUCUUUCAAGAGAGGAUGGUAUUACAUAGCACUGGCUUGGGGAAAAGCUCUAAAUUCAGAUUUCAAAGUAGCUUCUACUGAAUUCAGUGUAAAGUUGAACUGAUGGAAAUUGGCUCCUCCUUAAGGCACAGGCCCAGAAGUGGCAGUUUUAAGGUAUGGACAUAAUUUAGCUGUGCCUAUAGGUUUUUAGAAUUGAGAAUUCAAAGGCAUACACACACAGACACAGACACACACACACACACACACACACUACCACUUCAGCUACACCUCCACUUCUGG
Messenger RNA from Dipodomys ordii (Ord's kangaroo rat), 2555 nucleotides. Its product is annotated as multidrug and toxin extrusion protein 1-like. Gene Ontology annotation, biological process: xenobiotic detoxification by transmembrane export across the plasma membrane. The record is from RefSeq and is a predicted model, not a curated record. Lineage: Eukaryota; Metazoa; Chordata; Mammalia; Rodentia; Heteromyidae. Gene Ontology annotation, molecular function: antiporter activity; xenobiotic transmembrane transporter activity. Bases 34 to 1875 code for a protein of 613 amino acids. Gene Ontology annotation, cellular component: membrane. The transcript is spliced from 18 exons.